Saimiri boliviensis boliviensis (Bolivian squirrel monkey) is the source of this 2783-nucleotide messenger RNA. RefSeq names its product ubiquitin specific peptidase 26 (gene USP26). Gene Ontology annotation, biological process: protein deubiquitination; G1/S transition of mitotic cell cycle. NCBI's taxonomy places the organism in Eukaryota, Metazoa, Chordata, Mammalia, Primates, Cebidae. Gene Ontology annotation, cellular component: cytosol; nucleus. Gene Ontology annotation, molecular function: cysteine-type deubiquitinase activity. The record is from RefSeq and is a predicted model, not a curated record.
GAUUAUCAAUAAUCGAAGAUACAUAUAUGAAAACAUGGCUGCCCAAAUGAUACACGGUUUUGUCCAAAUAUGGAAUUCCAGGACUGGUAUGUCUAAAUCAAAAGAAGCAUUCAUUGGAACAAUGGAAAUACAGAAGAAAGUUAGACUGGUGCUCUAUUUCAAAACUGGAAAAUAUGUGACUUUUCUGCUAACUGAUAAUAUUCGAAAUGUAGUCCUUGGAUCCUAUAGAGGAAACCAAAAUCACCUGCAUUUAACUUUAAAAAAUAAUAAAUUCUUGUUUGUUAAAGGAUUAUCCUCCACAGAUGCUGAAAUGUUGAAGAUAUUCCUGGACAGCUUACAUCAAAAGAAGGUUCGGCCACCUGUGAGACCUGAUAAAGGUGGGAGUGUCUUUUCUAGCACAACACCACAGAAGAAAAUCAACAAAACUUCAUUCCGCAAAGUUGGUGAGAAAUCAAGUCACAAAUCUUUUGAGAAAGCAAAAGGUAGUGGGACAGGUGUCCUUCAGAGGAUGCCUUUGCUUAAAUCAAAAUCGUCAGCACUUACUGCAUGCAGAAAUUUAUUAGAAAAGCAACACAAGAGGAAAAUAACACUCUUGUCUAGCUCAGAGAUGAGUGAGGAAUUCUUGAAAGAAAAUAAUUCUGUAGAAUACAAGAAAUCCAAGGCAGAUCGCUUGAGGUGUGUAAGCUACAAACAAGAGAAACAACUGAAGUUAAAAGAGAUAGAAGAGAAAAAGAAAUUGGAACAUGAAUCUUCACGCAUCAUUAACACUACUGGAAAUCCUUACCCAGAUGACAUUGGUCUCCUUCAAGCGCUCACUGAGAAAGUGAUUUUGGCAUUUGUGUUACAACCAGGGUAUAGUGAGGAUUACUCAAAGUGGGACAAAUUAAAACUAUUUUUUGAAUUGUUUCCAGAGAAACUAUGCCACGGCCUCCCCAAUUUGGGAAACACCUGUUAUAUGAAUGCAGUUUUACAGUCUUUAUUUUCAAUUCCAUCGUUUGCUAAUAAUAUACUUAAUCGGGGUUUCCCAUUGAGUAAAAUUCCUCUUAAUGCUCUUACCAUGAGUUUGGCACAGCUGCUUUUUUUUAAAGAUAUUUAUAAUAUAGAAAUCAAGGAGAUGUUGCUUUUGAAUAUUAAAAAAGUCAUGUCAGCAGUUGCAGAGAUAUUCCAUGGCAAUGAACAGAAGGAUGCUCAUGAGUUUUUAGGUCACUGUUUAGAGCAGUUGAAAGAUAACACAGAAAAAUCCGACACAAGUUGGAAGCCUAAAAGUGAAGCUUGGGAAUAUCAUUUUUCUAAACCAGUUUUUGCUGAUGAUCCGCACACCAAUGGGUUUCCUUGCCCUGUCAUUACUAAUUUUGAGUUAGAGUUGUUGCACUCUAUUGUUUGUAAAGCUUGUGGUCAGGUUAUUCUCAAAACAGAACUGAGUAAUUAUCUCUCCAUCAACCUUCCUCAAGGAAUGAAAGCACUUCCAUCAUCUAUUCAGUCUAUUUUUGAUCUUUAUUUUGCAGCAGAAGAGCUUGAGUAUAAGUGUGCAAACUGUAAGCACAAGACUUCUGUUGGAGUGCACUCAUUCAGUAGACUACCUAGAGUCCUUAUUGUUCAUCUGAAACGCUAUAGCUUGAAUGCGUUUUGUUCAUUAAAGAAGAAUGACCAGGAAGUCAUCAUUUCCAAAUAUUUAACGGUAUCUUCUCAUUGCAGUGAAGGCACCAAACAACCUCUUCCCUUGAGUGAGGAUGCAGACAUUAUGGAUUUCCAAGUAUUAAAAGUUAUUCGAAAGAUGACUUCUGGAAGCAUCAGUGUAUCAUGGCCUUCGACAAAAAAAUCCAAAGAUAUCCUGGCUGCAUACAUUGGAUCUGAUAAGGAGUCUGAACAACGAGAAUUCCAGACAGUCUUUAAAGGAGCAAGCAGAAGACAGCAGCAAAAAUAUAUUGGGAAAAAGUCAAAACCAAAUGAGCCAGAAUUUGUAUACUCAGGAGAUCGAGCAUUCAUCGGAAACAAGCCGUUAGCUUACUUAAUGGCAUAUCUGGAAGACAUCUCACUUUCUCGGUGCCACAAAGCUGGAGGUAAACCUACCAGCAUCCCAGACACAUGUUUUCCAGAAGCCCCGUUUCAAGCAGUGCCUGAAAAUCCAAAACAAAAGAAAUACGUGAAAAUGAGUAAGUUUGCAGCUUUUGAUAGGGUUUUCAAUCCUACUAAAGAUUUUUUUGAAGAUAAAAAUAUCAGAGUUCCAGAAGGAUUCCAAAAAGUGACUGAACAGACUCCGAAUUAUGAUAGUAAGAGAAUCCGUGAACAAGUUCCUAAGCAGGCACUGCCCCAAAGCCUUCCAAAGCCAGGUGCCCAGGGGCACAAAGAGAAACUCAAAAGCUCUACAAAAUUAAAUGUUCAGAAGCCUAACAGGAAUUCCUUGCAUGCAUUGGGUUCCAAUAAGAACCCUAGAAACAAAGACAUUUUAGAUCAGUUAAAAUCUAAAGCUAAGGAAACAGAAAGAAAUGCCAAUAAGGGAGAUCAUACCUACCGGCUCAUUAGUGUUGUCAGCCAUCUUGGGAAGACUCUAAAUUCAGGCCAUUAUGUCUGUGAUGCCUAUGACUUUGAGAAGCAGACCUGGCUCACUUACAAUGAUAUGAAGGUGUUAAGUAUCCAGGAGGCCCAGAUGCAGCAGGAUAGGCGUUGCACUGGGUACAUCUUCUUUUACAUGCAUAAUGAGAUCUUUGAAGAGAUGUUGAAAAGAGAACAGAAUACUCAGCUUCAUAGCAAGGAGAUAGAGGAGAUUCUUCAGAAGAAAUAAG